This is a messenger RNA of Schistocerca serialis cubense, 1752 nucleotides long. Its product is annotated as protein OPI10 homolog. Gene Ontology annotation, biological process: protein import into nucleus. Gene Ontology annotation, molecular function: nuclear import signal receptor activity; Hsp70 protein binding. The record is from RefSeq and is a predicted model, not a curated record. NCBI's taxonomy places the organism in Eukaryota, Metazoa, Arthropoda, Insecta, Orthoptera, Acrididae. The transcript has 3 exons. The coding region runs from base 114 to 701 and encodes 195 amino acids. Gene Ontology annotation, cellular component: nucleus; cytosol.
UUGUAUGUUUGUGUUUUGAAGUGGUGUAAGGGUUUGUUGACUUGUUGUCUUGCCGAGAAAAACGCGUGGGGAAAGUUGUGUAUGAUCUACAUAAAUAAAACAAAUUUACAAGCAUGUUUGGUGUAAUAGUUUCUGGAAGACUGGUGCAAACAGAUUUUCAACAGUGUGACCAAACAAAAUUUGCAACAACUAUUACAGAUGCAGAUUCAAUCAAUCAUGUUGUGGUUUUUCUAACAGGAGUCCAAUCCUUUCCCCCAGGAACUGGUGGUUUAGUCUAUUUCAGCUGGCCAGAACCAAAUGCACCUCCUACAUGGCACUUACUUGGGUAUAUAGCAAAUGAGAAACCUUCUGCUAUUUUCAAGAUAUCUGGAUUGAAGAAAACUGUUCCCCAUAGUGAACUGACACCAUUUGCAUUUGGACAGCAAAUGAUGUCACACAGUGCACAAAUUGGAAUAUCGGUGGAACCUCUUUCAAAUGUUCAUCAGCAGGCGGCUCUCAUCACCAAUCAGGCAGCAUCGUCCUUUUUGGAAUUUGGUCAGAAAAUGAUCCAGAACUUCAUAAACUUCACAUCUAGUUUUGCUGUAACAGCCCAGCAGAUUAACCCUGUGUUAAAUGAGACAUAUGUGCCUUUAUCUACUUUGCAAACCUGGUAUACCAACUUCGAACGCCGAUUGCAACAGAAUCCAUAUUUUUGGAGAUGAAGUGACAUGUCUUUAGGCUUGGCUACAUUGUUUGACCUUAGAUGUAAUUUGUAUGCCACAAAAUUUGAAACAUGAAUUUAAUUUCAGGAUAAAAUGGAGGUGACAGAAUUGGUACUAUAUUAAUUCCUUCAAAUGUCACCUUUUCUGUAGUAUGAAAUUUAAGUAACAAUAAAUUGAAAUAUUUAAGUGUGUGUUUUAUAAAAUUGGAUUGUUGGAAGGUACUUUAAUGUGGGCAACAUACUGUGUUGUAGUUUCUGGCAUUGUUGAAUAAAUAGUGUGUUACUAUUUAUUCAUAUAUUUUUUUGCACUAUCAGAGAGAAGUUCAGAGAGCAGAAGGUAUUAGUCGUGCCCAGCACAAAAAAAAAAAAAAAUAUUGUAGUGAAAGGACCAAGUAAGAGGCAACUUCUCUACAUCAUGCUGGUAACUGAACCUAAGAAUCUGCACCUUUGUUUACCCCCUUCAUUCAGAACAACUAUGGAUUUACAGCCAGCCUGCAAAGGCAACAAACAGUCAUAUAUUCCAUACUUGAGGCUGCUCAAACACAGUACUAAGAAGCAGCCACCAACUGUCAACAGUACAACGGCUGGCAAAACCCGAAGCAUGUACAGUGUAUGCCCAAAGAUUCAAACUUUUGCCAACUACAACUUACGGAGCCAAGAGCUAAAGAUAAAGUGAACAAAUAGUAUGUGAUAUUAUCAUAUUAACAUAAUUUAAACAAUAGUUUACUUUUUAUUGUGCAUUUUAUCCAUAACUCUCAAAGAAUGUUUUUUUUUUGUCAGUUGAUGUACUUAUUUUAACGAUAGUAAUUUGAGAAUGUGCAAUGUGUACAAUUCAUUAUUUUUUGUGUGUACAUAUUUUGUUUCUAUUUGAUCAUUGAUUGUUGUCUUUGAUUAUGGGAGUCCAUGUUGAAUGUUGUGCUAACAACUGUUUCAAGAGCUGUUAAUUUGACAUGUACAAAUUAUUUGUUGAUGUGAUAUUAUACUCUCCAGUUAAUGCCACCAUAGGCUCUCAGACUAGUCCUAGCAAAAUAAACUGUGACUGGUAAAUUUCA